CUCCUAGCUCACGGGGUACCCAGUGCAGGGCAGAUCUAUUCUUUGAGCUGAAAAUGAUGUGCAAUUACAAGAAUUUUCUCCUGACUGCUCUGAUGUCAACGCUGCUCCUCGUCCUGUGCAGCAAGUCAGAAGCAGCAAGCAGCUUUGACUGCUGUCUUCGGUAUACAGAACACGUCCUUCAUCCUAAGUUUAUCGUGGGCUUCACACAGCAGCUGUCCAAUGAAGCUUGUGACAUCGAUGCAGUCGUCUUUUACACAAGGAAGAGAUUGGCCGUGUGUGCAGAUCCAAAGAAGAUCUGGGUGAAACAGGCUGUGCAUAUCCUCAGUCAAAGAAUCAAAAAGAUGUAAAAAUGGAUGCUCUCUGGGAUGGAGCUGGACAGCAAAGAGAGAAUCUAGCUGGAGUUGGCAGUUGAGAGUUAAGCACUUACCUGAUUUGUGCCUCGUUGGACUUGCCAAUUAAUGAAGUUGAUACAUAUUGCAUCGUAGUUUGCUUUGUUAAGCAUCACGUUAGAGUCAAACUCUAUUUUAUGUUAAGUUAUUUAAAUAUUUGUUUGUAUGUGUGUGUGUUUUGCUAUUUAAUACUAAUUUCCUAUAAACUAUUUGUUUCGUAGUAGGUGUAACUUUAUGUGUAGAGGAAUGCGGUUAUAUGGACUUUCUUGUAAGCUGCAAGCUAUUUGUAAAAAAAACUAUUUAACAUUCUUCUGUCUACAUAGUUUUGUUUCUUAAACUGUUGUAAUUAGCCUG
Suricata suricatta (meerkat) is the source of this 743-nucleotide messenger RNA. RefSeq names its product C-C motif chemokine ligand 20 (gene CCL20). Gene Ontology annotation, molecular function: chemokine activity; CCR chemokine receptor binding. The record is from RefSeq and is a predicted model, not a curated record. The transcript is spliced from 4 exons. Gene Ontology annotation, biological process: lymphocyte chemotaxis; positive regulation of ERK1 and ERK2 cascade; neutrophil chemotaxis. The coding region runs from base 54 to 347 and encodes 97 amino acids. Gene Ontology annotation, cellular component: extracellular region. Lineage: Eukaryota; Metazoa; Chordata; Mammalia; Carnivora; Herpestidae.